Molecule: messenger RNA, 1807 nt
Organism: Durotheca rogersii
Lineage: Eukaryota; Fungi; Ascomycota; Sordariomycetes; Xylariales; Xylariaceae
Product: Oxysterol-binding protein
Exons: 3
Coding region: 445-1695 (416 amino acids)
Biological process (GO): endocytosis; maintenance of cell polarity; piecemeal microautophagy of the nucleus
Cellular component (GO): intracellular membrane-bounded organelle; cytosol; membrane
Molecular function (GO): oxysterol binding
Source: RefSeq, a predicted model, not a curated record
CAUUUAACGAAGUUAGUAUUUAUUUAAUUAGUAGUAGCUCCUAAGCGACACUACUAGGUAUGCACCUAUGACACUUUUCAUACGGUGGUUAACGCGACAGCAAAUACCCUAAAACAGAGCGGCAGCCAAGCUGUCGAUGUUCCCCUUUCUUGGUGUAGUCGGCAUCCCUAUAUGUAUCAUGCCUAUACAGGCAUGUAUAGGGCAUAUAUAACCCCCCCCCUCCCUCUAUAUACCUACCUACGUACCCAUGCCGUUUCAAAGUUCCCAUCUCGUUUCUUUCUCUCCUCCGUACUCCUAUCCGCCGUAGGCUCGGUCCCUAUAUCUGCACAGCAUACGCCCAUACACGCCUCGCACGCCGUGGCGGCUAUACACUAUUGCUAAGUGAGGUCGGAGUACUGGCCGGUAUUGUCACCUUAACCGGGCGUCCCAUUUGAGGAACUGACUAUGUCUAUCCCGUCUGCUGUCGCCCGAUGCGACGACAGGAGGGGCGAGCAGCCGAACAAAUCGGCGUGGCUUCAAUUCAUCAAGUCUAUCGCUACCUUCAAGGGAGAUCUCACUGCCUUAACCGCGCCGCCAUUUCUACUCGCGCCGCAAUCCAUCGUGGAAUACAGCACGUACUGGGCUGAACAUCCGAGCCUGUUCGUGUCGCCUGCGAAGGAGAGCUGUGCGGAUAAGAGAGCUUUGCGCGUUCUCCAGUGGUUUCUAAGUACGCUCAAGCAUCAGCAUGCGGGAAAGGACGAGAAUGGGAAAAGAAAAAGGAUGAAGCCUCUCAACCCAUUCCUCGGUGAGAUAUUUCUGGGCAAGUGGCAGGACCACUCGGGGACCACGCAUCUCGUGAGCGAGCAGGUCAGCCAUCAUCCGCCAGCGACCGCGUUCAGGGUCUGGAACGACACUCAUGGUAUCAAGCUCGAAGGGCACGUAGCGCCCAAAGCCUACUUCUCGUCCACGGUAAAUAUAGACCGGAAAGGGUACAGCAUUAUGCACAUCGACGAGUACGAGGAAGACCACUGGAUCACGAUGCCCAAGGUCCACGUCGAAGGCCUCAUGACUUUCCAGAUUGCCCCCGAGCUUAGCGGAGUGUCAUACAUUCGCGGCUCGUCGGGCUACACGUCACGUGUCCACUACUCAAGUAAAGGGUGGCUGAGGGGCAAGAGCAACUCGUUUGUCGCGACCCUCUACUUGGACCACGACGAAGAAAAUCCUCUAUACGUUCUAGAAGGCCAGUGGAGUCACGCAUACACCAUUAGGACCGGGAUGGGCGAGCUGCUCGAGACGAUAGAUUUGUCAUCGUUGCAGAGGACGCCUCUUCAGGUCGACCCUGUGGGACUGCAGCAUCCCCUUGAGUCAAGGCGCGCGUGGAAGCGUGUUGUCGACGCGAUAAACUCGGGCGAUUUCUUCACCGCGAGUCAGGAAAAGAGCAAGAUCGAGAAUGCGCAGCGCGCGUUGAGAAAACUCGAGAGGGACACCGGCGAAACGUGGCGGAGACGCUAUUUUUCGCAGGCGUGUGAGGACCCUGUAGCAGAGAAACUGUCGAUAAAAAGUAGGGCUGGAGAAGCAGACGGACACGACAGGAUGAUUUGGAAGUUCGACGAGAAGAAGUUCAGCAAGAUCGUAGAGGCUCAGCGUAACGGCAUCAAGAGCCCCACACACGAUCGGUUCGAAUUAGGCGUCGAGUUCGUGGGCGUGGAAACGUAAAGAGAGCGGUUCCCUACCUGUCCAGGUCGAAGUAAUCGCAUCCAUGCGAGUCUAUGGAACCUGUCAUAUAGAUAUCAUCCUCUCUUAGGUAGGUAUAUUAGAGAGAAUAUUG